AUGCGUGGCCUUUACAUCGGACUGGGUGCCGUUGCCUUGGUGUCCGUCAACGCCAACCAGUACCCCAACUGCGAACACGACAACUGCUACAAUAACCUCAUCGACGACCGCUUCAAGAAUGAGGCCAACGUCUUUUGUGUCGACUUCCUGGAUGGAACCACCACCGCCCUGAGUGCCAUCCCUACAGACUUCGCCAACUGCGACAGUAUCAAGGCCGCCUCGUCUGCCUGCUCCUGUGUCACUUACACCUUAACUCACACCGUUCCCGUCACCACGAGUACUCCUUCCUUUUGGAUCACCAGCACAACGGCCCCUUCCACCACUUACAUCGUCUACUACGUCAUCUACAACAAGCACUUCUUCCACUGCCAGCAGCACCACAUACUCAAGCAGCAGUACAUCAUCUACAACCUCUAUGACAAAGAGCAUUUCUCCACCCAUACUCUCUUCAAGUGGCACGUCGACUACCACAACCUCCAUUUCUUUAGUAACAAGCACCUCAUCAACUGCCACCAGCAGCACAUUGUUUACUACCUCCAAGACAAGCACUUCACCCGUCAUCAGCAGCGCCAGCGACUCAAGCACCACAGCAACCACUUCCAUUUCUCUUACCUCGGCAACGAGCACUUCUGCGGCUUCUUUGACGAGCACUUCUGCGGCUUCUUUGACGAGCACUCCCGUAACUUCUGUGAUCAGCAUUCCCGUGGUUUCUGA
Colletotrichum navitas is the source of this 714-nucleotide messenger RNA. RefSeq lists its product as uncharacterized. The coding region runs from base 1 to 714 and encodes 237 amino acids. Lineage: Eukaryota; Fungi; Ascomycota; Sordariomycetes; Glomerellales; Glomerellaceae. The transcript has 5 exons. The record is from RefSeq and is a predicted model, not a curated record.